AUGGUUGUGUUUGAGGGUCGAUUGCCUUCUGCUGCGCUGCUUUUGACGCAUGUGGCUGAAAGAACGACAUGGCGGAGGAGGGAGGAGAGUGGACGCGUUCGACGCGGUGUGACGAGUACACGAGCGCGAGCGGUCACGCAUACGUCACUAAAUGGCUGUCUCGUGACGGAACGCGUCUUGACCACUCCCUCCGCGUUCCGCCUAGAUCCCUCCUCGACGCGUGCAUCCGUUCCUAUGAGCGUGAUGACCGAGACUGACAUGAACAAUGAAAAACUCAACAAGCCCCUACUUGUUGAACUUAAGAAUGGGAAGCUAGUUUUCAAGCAGAAAUCACUGUCGUUUGAGAAGAUGUCGGAGACCAUGCAAGAAAUUGUGAAGUUUCGCGAAAUGCUAGAGCAAAUGCUGGAAGCGAAGGAGCCCCCACUCUCCGCGAUUCCCGAGGAGCAUAAACCUGUCGUGGCGAAGCUAGUACAAGAGAGCGACAAGACGUUGCAAGCGCUGUCGAAACACGUUCAGCAGGAGCUGCUACCUGUUGUAGACGAAGACGAUGAGGACGCGACAGCGGUGCCUGCCAUACUCCCCACGGAUGUGCUCGAAGCGGCUGUGAGGACGAUAGCAAAGCGCGUAAAUUAUGGCCUGGACCCUCCGGUCGAAGGUAGCAAGGUCCCCGCCGCUUGGCAUAUUUGGCGCUGGGAAGUGCAAGAGACUUACAGAGGAUGGCUUCCGAAGGCCGUGCGGGAGAAAGCGGAGAAUCGCACCAGGGAGCGUCAGCAGCUCAAGCAUGAUGUGCAAACCCUGUUUGACUCACUGUCCGAUGAAGAGAGGAUCUCCAUCUUGGGAGUUCGAGUGGGAAGACCGCGAAGGGCACCGCUCGGGCUCAAGCCACAAGUUGCGCUGCCAUCAGCUCCAACACCUUCUGAGAAUGACGCCCCGGACCACGGACCUGAGAAGAAAUCUAUGGGGAGACCCAAGAAACCGGUGGAUCUGGCUAGAGAGGCCGAUAAAACUGCCAAGGAGAAAGAGAAACAAGACAAGAAGACUGCUAAAGCGGAGCGUGAAAAGAAGGAGAAGGAUGCGCAGGCGAAGUCUCGCUCGCUUAUGGCGAACUUCUUUGGAAAGGCGAAGUCUGCAUCUAUAGCAUCUCCGUCCAAACUGAAGGCUGCAGACGGAGAGUCAGGUUCGCCUGCUCCCUCCCAGUCUGACUUCGAAAGGACAUUCCGCGCAUUCUCGGUGAAGAAAGAUGCAGAAUUGGCCCCUCAUAACUGGUUCCGUGAACGAAGAUGGCUGGAGAAACGACGUCAGAAGCGUCAACCUCAGGGCGAUGUCAUCAUCAUUGACGACGACGACGACCAUAUGGAGGACACGGAGGAUGUGCUCAUGGCUGACGCGACCGACGGCAUAUCGGACGCAGAUAUCCAGUUGGAUACUAUUAUGACACGUCUCGGGGCUGGACUGAAUCCUCCGCGACGUCCUCGACAACCUACAGGCUUCAAGACAUAUCAUCCUCUUUCCGUGCGAGGCCUCAUGGCUCAGCUUACCGAAGCAGAAGUUGCAGGCGACGACACUGAAGUCCGACGUUUGCUUUCUCUCAUCCGGGAUCGAAGCGUCAUUCCUGCGAAGGUUCUUGUCUUCAAAGAGGAUGCGCGACCCGGAUACUUUGGCACUCACACCCGCAACUCUCGCGAAAUCGGACCUCGUACACCCUUCGCUCGAGAUCCCGUACAGAUCGACUACUCCUACGACUCAGGCGAGGAGUGGGCCGAGGAAGAGGGAGAAGCUGACGAUGUUAUGGAGGACGUUGACGAAGAUGGUGACGAUGGUGACGAGCCGGACUCUGAUAUGGAUAGUUGGCUGGUCGACGACGACGACAUCGAAGACCCGGGCACACCUAUUGAAGACCGACCCAGCUCUCCUGGCUUCCCUGACUUUGACUCCUUGCCCAGCGGGAGCGGGAGCGGUAACAAGAAGCGAAAGGAGAAAGAGAGGGAAAGGCCUAAAGAGGAGAAGGUCGGCAGUAACAAAAAACGACGAGUUGUUGUCCCUCUGGUCGCCUUCACUAAGGGGCCCGAAUGGGAAACAACAGUCGGACGAUGCUCCUACGGGCCGUUCAACGCGUAUCGCAUACAGCUGUUUAACGACACGCCAUCCUCAAUCGAUCCAUUCACCUUCACCGCCGACGGUUUUGUUAUCCCCGCGUUACCCGCACACCUCGCGAAGCCCACGACGUCGUCCUCAGUGCCCAUAACAGAUCCCACGAGUGCGCCUGCAAAGCGAGCAGUACCGACACCGAAGACCGCCUUCCCGGACGCUCACUUGCCUGUACUACUUUCGCGGAUCGAAGAGCUCGCAACUCCCAGCUUCCAGGGUAUCGUCGAAGCCGUCCACCGAGAACUACAGGCACACAAGGUCAAGAAGAACGCUAUCGCAAUGAAGGUUCGAGAGGUGGGCGAGAAGUGCAAGGAGAGAAAGAUCUGGGUCGUCCGACCAGAGAUUCGGGUACGUUUUGGUCUUUCAAUGUGCAGUCCUGGUGGCCUGACCGUUUGUGAGCAGGCACAACAAGGCCCAUCAUAA
Molecule: messenger RNA, 2571 nt
Organism: Epithele typhae
Lineage: Eukaryota; Fungi; Basidiomycota; Agaricomycetes; Polyporales; Epitheliaceae
Exons: 11
Coding region: 1-2571 (856 amino acids)
Biological process (GO): nucleosome assembly
Cellular component (GO): CAF-1 complex; nucleus
Source: RefSeq, a predicted model, not a curated record